CUAGCUCCAUGCGAGGGUCCCGAGCCAGUCUUGGUUUGAUAAAGGGUCAUCCUCCCUCACGUUCGCCUUGUAUUCUCCAGUCGUUCGGCGCAGUUAAGAGUUAACGACGCUGAUAAGGUCCGUCGCUCGACACUCGGAGCUCAUAUUACUCGCGUUUGUCCAACUCAAGCCUGUUUCUGCCGCGUUUCACUGGACACUCGAUUCCAUUCCCCAAUUGUACUCGGCGACGGUCUCAGCUUCGCAAGUGUCAGUGACUGCUUACUGAUACUGUCGAGGUCAAAGACACCAUUUGCUUCGCUCAACAUGGCCGACGAGAACAAGACCGACCCUAUCGAGACAGCGGCUCCGGCGUCGGCUCCGGCUUCGGCUCCUGCUCCGCCCUACACGGCCCGCCACGCUGACGGUGCCAUCGCUCGCCCGGCCGGAUGGAUGCACAAGGGCAUCAAAGUUGGAAAGAAGGAGUUCUGGUAUGCGUCGCCUAAAGUGCAGCUCUUUUUGGUCUCCAUCGUGUGCUUUCUAUGUCCGGGCAUGUUCAACGCCCUCGGUGGCCUCGGCGGUGCUGGACAAUUAGAUCAUACCGCAGCUGACCACGCUAACACGGCGCUCUAUUCGACAUUUGCCGUUGUGGGCUUCUUUUCGGGUACUUUCGCCAAUCGACUCGGUGUUCGCGCCACGCUGUCCCUCGGCGGUCUAGGAUAUUGCAUCUACGCUGCCAGCUUCCUGAGCUUCAACCACACCAAAAAUUAUGGCUUCACAAUCUUCGCCGGGGCCUUUCUUGGUGUUUGCGCUGGUCUUUUGUGGACAGGUCAAGGCGCCAUCAUGAUGUCAUAUCCUCCUGAGCAGAGUAAGGGGCGCUACAUUAGUUGGUUCUGGCUGAUAUUCAACUUGGGGGCAGUUAUUGGCAGUUUGAUUCCUCUGGCCCAGAACAUCAACACCACCAGCGCCGCUACCGUGACGGAUGGCACCUAUGUCGGAUUCAUCGUGCUAAUGUUACUUGGCGCCAUCUUGGCCCUGUUUCUCUGCAACGCGGACAAGGUCCAGCGUGAAGACGGGUCCCGCGUCAUCCUGAUGAAGAGCCCGACCUGGCAGUCCGAGCUUCGGGGUCUCUACGAAACGCUCAUCCUCGAACCGUGGAUUGUGCUCCUUUUCCCCAUGUUCUUCGCCUCGAACAUCUUCUACACGUACCAACAGAACGUCGUCAACGGCAGCCUGUUCAACACGCGGACCAAGGCGCUCAACAACCUGCUCUACUGGCUCGCCCAGAUUUUCGGCGCCCUUAUUUUUGGGUACGCUCUGGAUUUCCAUAAUGCACGCCGGACAAUUCGAGCCAGAGGUGCCCUUGUCGUGCUCUUCGUACUCACCAUGGUCAUCUGGGGAGGUGGAUAUGCGUUCCAGAAGAAGCAGCCCUCGCGAAAUGCGGAAAAUGUACAAGUGUACGACUGGACAGACGGCGGGGAGCUGUUCAUUGGGCCCAUGUUCCUUUACAUAUUUUACGGAUUUUAUGAUGCCGCGUGGCAGACAACCAUCUAUUGGUUCAUGGGGGCUCUCUCCAAUUCGGGCCGCAAGACCGCCAACAUGGCCGGCUUUUACAAGGGCAUCCAAUCCGCUGGUGCUGCCAUUUUCUGGCGCCUCGACGGGCUGAAGGUCGAAUAUAAUGCUAUAUUUGGCGCAACUUGGGGAAUCCUGGCCGGCUCCCUCGUUAUUGCUGCCCCUGUCAUCUUCAUACGGAUCAAGGACACCGUCCCGCUCGAGGAGGAUCUCAAGUUCAGUGACGAGACCGUCGAGGAUGUUGCGCCGGUAGGUGUGCUGGACGAGAAGCAUGGUGAUGUCUGAGGGAUUCCACU
Pseudomassariella vexata is the source of this 1844-nucleotide messenger RNA. Its product is annotated as major facilitator superfamily transporter. Lineage: Eukaryota; Fungi; Ascomycota; Sordariomycetes; Amphisphaeriales; Pseudomassariaceae. The transcript has 5 exons. Bases 304 to 1833 code for a protein of 509 amino acids. The record is from RefSeq and is a predicted model, not a curated record.